AUGACGAAGAUGCAUGGUGUCACACAUUAGUCGUCAUGGCCAUGAAUUCGGAUGCCUUUGACGCGAAGACAACCUGCUCUAAGCUAUCAUUGACAACCUGGUACACUUGCGGUGACAAAUACAACUACAGUCUCCUACAGCAAGCUCUAUCUUUUGUUGUCGACAGUACUACAUCAACUUAUGCUAGAAUCAAUAAUUGUUGUUGAAAUCACACCUUCGAGUCAACAGUCGGAACAUUCUUAGUGGUCGAGUGUUUCGAAGUUAGCUUUAGCCGGAAUACCGUCAACCGCCCUCCAAGUGUUGAUUCCACCUUAUGUUAUACGCAGUGCUCAUGCGUCAAUAUGCCUCUCCUCAGUGGUAUCAUCUUUGUUCUCGCUCUUUUCCUGAGCUGUCUUGAUUCAUUUGAUGCCUUUGCCAGUGGUACUCAGGCAGAAUUUAAAAUCACUCCUUACAGAAGCUCACCUCUGCAGGACAUUGUUACCUGGGAUGAGCACUCCAUCUUCAUCCGUGGCGAGAGAGUGGUCUUCUUCAGCGGAGAAUUUCAUCCAUUCAGACUUCCAGUACCGAGCUUAUGGCUUGACAUAUUCCAAAAGAUACGCUCUGCAGGCUUCACGGGUGUUUCCUUCUACGUCGAUUGGGCGUUAUUAGAAGGUAAACCAGGCAACUACUCAGCAGAAGGUGUCUUUGCCCUUGAACCAUUCUUUGAAGCUGCCAAGGCCGCAGGGCUAUAUCUCUUGGCGCGUCCUGGUCCAUACAUAAAUGCUGAGGUUUCUGGUGGAGGAUUUCCUGGGUGGCUUCAGCGAAUUGAAGGCACCCUCCGAACUAAUGCGAGCGAUUAUCUUGCGGCAACGGAGAAUUAUAUGACCUCGGUCAUUCAGACCAUAGCCGGAGCACAGAUCACAAAUGGAGGCCCGAUAAUUCUUGUUCAGCCCGAGAACGAAUAUAGCCAAGCUAUUUCUGGCGUAUCUUUUCCCAAUGCAGCAUAUAUGAGCUACGUUGAAAACCAAUUCCGCAAAAAUGGGAUUGUUGUUCCGUUGAUCAGCAAUGAUGCUUCCCCGCACGGAUACAAUGCACCUAGUCAACCGGCACCAGUAGAUAUUUAUGGUCAUGAUGGUUAUCCUGUUGGCUUUGACUGCAGCAAUCCUGAAGCUUGGAAAGGACUUAGCACGAAUUGGCGCACACUGCAUCUGCAACAAAGUCCAACGACCCCAUAUUCCAUCAUUGAGUUCCAAGGAGGUGCUUUCGACCCAUGGGGCGGUGUAGGUUUCGACAAGUGCCUUUCACUUGUGAAUACAGAAUUUGAGAGGGUAUACUACAAGAACAACUACGGUUUUGGCGUUUCCAUCUACAACCUCUACAUGGUAUUUGGAGGUACCAACUGGGGCAACCUCGGGCACCCUGGUGGAUACACCUCGUACGAUUAUGGUGCUGCAAUCGCUGAAGACGGAAGUAUCACUCGGGAGAAAUACAGUGAACUAAAAUUGCAAGCCAACUUCAUCGUCGCAUCUACAGAUUACUUGACCGCAGUCCCAGAUACGCCGAGCACUACGCUAUAUACCACUUCUUCUGACCUCUACGUUACGCCGCUGAAGAGCAAUCAGACCCAGUUUUAUGUUAUUCGGCACAACGUAUUUAAUUCAACCAGUACGACAACGUACAAGUUAACGCUCAAUAGCGCUAGCCUUGGCAACAUCACAGUUCCUCAACUCGACGGUAGUCUUUCUCUUAAUGGACGGGACUCCAAGAUUCACGUUUCGGAUUAUGAUCUUGGCGGAACGAAGUUAUUAUACUCGACGGCCGAGAUCUUCACAUGGCAGAAGUAUGACGGCGGUGCUGUGCUUGUGGUUUACGGUGGCCCUGGUGAACAACAUGAGUUAGCCGUUACACGAAAUGCCGCAAGCGGACCGGUGAUCUCUUCUUCAGCGGCAUUACGGAUUCAGGUUACAUCAACAUCAGUGAUUGUGAACUGGAAAACCACAUCAACAGAUCAAUAUGUCCAGGUCGGUGAUCUACGAAUCUAUGCUGUCGACCGCAAUUCAGCAUACAAUUUCUGGGUAGUACCCAUCCCCGGACCUGAAGGCGAUCUGUAUACAAAAACAGAGAAAUCAAACUUGAUUGUCAAAGCUGGAUAUCUUGUCCGUAGGGCAUCGAUAAAUCAAGGACAACUCGAAAUUCAAGGAGAUCUCAACGCCACCACUUCUCUAACCAUAUUUGGUGGCGCACCUACACGUUUAACUGGCUUAUCUUUCAAUGGAGCUCCGGUAGAUUUUGCCAAGCACUCGAAUGGCACCAUAUCAGCUCACCUCGCAUAUACAUCGCCACAACUCAACCUUCCUGCCCUCAAAGACUUAGAGUGGUACUAUAUUGACUCCCUUCCUGAGACUCGCGGAAGCUACAAUGAUAGUCUUUGGGCAUCGGCAACGCUUCCAUCAACUAACAACACCAAUCGCCCGCUUACCACGCCGACCAGUCUUUACGCUAGCGACUAUGGCUAUCACGCGGGGGUCGUGCUCUACCGCGGCAAUUUCAUAGCCACGGGCAAUGAGACUACGGUCCGCUUUCUAACCCAAGGCGGAACCGCUUAUGGUUCUUCUGCAUUUAUUGACAGUUUCUUUCUCGGAAGCACGAACGGCAGCAAAUCCGCGGCAUCAUCUAAUGCGACAUUUUCUUUACCACAACUGAGACCUAAUGAAACGCAUGUCUUCACGGUUGUGGUUGACAACUUGGGCCUUGACGAAGAAUGGACAGUUGGUAGUAAUACUAUGAAAGCGCCACGUGGUCUCCUCGACUAUGAUCUGGCUGGGCACUCUCAAAGUGAUGUUAAAUGGAAGCUCACGGGCAAUCUAGGUGGAGAGGACUAUGCUGAUCAUGCAAGGGGCCCUUUAAACGAAGGAGGAUUGUGGGCAGAGAGACAAGGCUACCAUCUUCCAAAUCCUCCGGUUGAUGCGUGGCAAAAAGGGCUCAGUCCAGUCGAUGGAAUAAAAGCCGCUGGGGUCGGGUUCUUCACGACCUCUUUCAGUUUGGACAUUCCAAAAGACUACGACAUCCCAUUAUCUAUUCGUCUGUCAAAUGGAAAUUCGACUUCGGCUGUUCGCGUUCAACUGUACGUGAACGGGUGGCAAUAUGGCAAGUACGUGUCGAACAUUGGUCCACAGAAGGUCUUCCCUGUCCCUGAGGGCAUUUGGGACUAUCAUGGACAGAAUUGGCUUACUGUCAGCAUGUGGGGACUGAAUGGGGAAGGCGGCAAGCUGGAAAAUAUCGAGCUUGUUGCUGGUGAGGCGAUUGCAACAGGACGCGGCGACGUCAAUCUAUCUCCUUCCACUACUUGGACCAAGCGGGAAACGGCAUACUAGUGUUUCAGAUGAGUAAAAAUGCGUUUCUACAUCCCAGAAGUCGUCGUGUGGCGAGACUACCGGGACACAGUAGAGAUACGUCUGGCGUUAUUGACUAUGAUAACUUAGUCACAGCUCGCAUAGUACUAAGCGCUGUAAAUAAGUUAUUAUUGCAUAUUUGUCUCCCAGUCAAUAAUAUCAUUAUGUUACACAGGUGGUCUGUCUUUGCACGCAACGCGAAGAUUCAGGUAUAAGCCGUGAUGAAUCGUGCGAUGCCCACGAAAUAGCUUGAAAGUCUAUCAGAAGGACGUAUCUUACCUUUAUUAGCUGCGAGCAAAAUCAAUCCAGUCAUACAAGUGUGACCAAAAUGUGAAAUGUCCAGAUUCAUUUGUUUAUCUCUGUAAGUGGUUUGUUAUCUUACCACUCGAGAAGGUUGUUAAUCACGGGC
This is a messenger RNA of Truncatella angustata, 3780 nucleotides long. RefSeq names its product lactase. The transcript is spliced from 8 exons. Gene Ontology annotation, cellular component: vacuole. The record is from RefSeq and is a predicted model, not a curated record. Lineage: Eukaryota; Fungi; Ascomycota; Sordariomycetes; Amphisphaeriales; Sporocadaceae. Gene Ontology annotation, molecular function: beta-galactosidase activity. Bases 342 to 3353 code for a protein of 1003 amino acids. Gene Ontology annotation, biological process: carbohydrate metabolic process.